GCUUCGUCAAAAAAUGACGUGUUCCGUGGUCGUUCGUGGAUUUGACAGGACGCCAGUGGCAAGUCAAACUUGAACACACGAGAUGUCGAUGCAGAGUCGAAGGCAGCGGCUCACUUGGCUUGGGCCAUCUCUUAUCUAGUGCUUCUCCAUCUUGAUACUGACUACAGCAAGAACUUCUUCGCAUCUGAGCUCCCGCGGCAGCACCUCAAGAACGCUUCACACAUGGCUCGAAGCCUUUUUCCGGCUCAAAGUGCGUCUCUUUCUGCUGCGAUCACCUUUCUUCUCCCAUCUUUCCUAUCAUCAAUUUCACCUCAUCCGCGGCCGUUGCCUUUGAUUCUCUGUCCUCGCUGUUCAAGCAAUGGGUGGCACCGACGCGUCGGUGCCUUUCAUAUAGCACACUGUAUCUAUUCUCUUUAUGGAGGAUCCGAUAUGGUUUCAGGCUGUUUACCUUUUCAUAUGCUGCACCGCCUUCAGUGGGUUGUCUUGGAACUAGGACUUCGAUUCGAGGUCGAGACGCCGCCCACUUCUGUUUUGUACCAUUCAACCCUUUUCUCAGGCUUUCACCAUCCGCUGUUCUCGAAUCUUACAUGGUCAACUCUCUCAGCCAUCUAUCAUAUGUGCAAAGUUUCAGGGCUGAUGAAACACCAAGGUACGACAACCAUCAGAUGUUAGAAAACCGAUUCUCUAGCAUGUGAUGUAGCCUAAGCACCACCAUCGUGCAUAUCAAAUGUUCCGUGUUCAAGAUACACAAGUUACCGUACAGCAACCCUCGUCAGAAUUCACACUUCAUGUGUAUGUCAAGGCUUUGGAUGUAUGUAACUCCGGCAUUAUAUUCGUCAUCAAAAGAUCCUGUUGUGUUCAUCUGUCGAACAGAAGCGUCUGAUGGUCUGCAUUG
Molecule: messenger RNA, 895 nt
Organism: Laetiporus sulphureus 93-53
Lineage: Eukaryota; Fungi; Basidiomycota; Agaricomycetes; Polyporales; Laetiporaceae
Exons: 1
Coding region: 223-672 (149 amino acids)
Source: RefSeq, a predicted model, not a curated record